Messenger RNA from Impatiens glandulifera, 1909 nucleotides. RefSeq names its product auxin transporter-like protein 2. The transcript is spliced from 9 exons. NCBI's taxonomy places the organism in Eukaryota, Viridiplantae, Streptophyta, Magnoliopsida, Ericales, Balsaminaceae. The record is from RefSeq and is a predicted model, not a curated record. The coding region runs from base 181 to 1611 and encodes 476 amino acids. Gene Ontology annotation, cellular component: plasma membrane.
AUUUCAGUCUCUAUCUCUCUUCCAUAAGCCAAUUUACACACUCUCUCCCUCUCUCUCACUCACUCAUUCACUCUCUCUCAAUUCUCACCCAUUUGAUUCUGGUUUUUUCUUCUCAAGGAAUCGAAUCAUAAGUGGAAUACAGCCAAUCUGACGUUAUAAGAUCUAAGACGAGAUUAAACAAUGUUGGCUCAAAAGCAAGCAGAGGAAGCUAUAGUCUUCAACAAUGAGACAACAACCGAACAUGAUGGAACUAAAGACGAGGAAAAACUGCCUGAAAAUCAUUCAAUCUUCAGCGUCAAGAAUCUACUUUGGCAUGGCGGGUCUGCUUGGGAUGCAUGGUUCAGCUGUUCUUCAAAUCAAGUGGCCCAAGUUCUUCUCACGUUGCCUUAUUCGUUUUCUCAACUGGGUAUGUUGUCGGGUAUUAUACUUCAGAUAUUCUACGGCUUGAUUGGAAGUUGGACUGCUUAUUUGAUCAGUGUUCUUUACAUUGAGUAUCGAACCAGAAAGGAGAAGGAAAAUGUUAAUUUCAAGAACCAUGUCAUACAGUGGUUCGAAGUGUUGGAUGGACUAUUGGGUCCUUACUGGAAAGCAGUGGGUUUAGCUUUCAACUGUACUUUUCUUCUGUUUGGAUCAGUGAUCCAACUCAUAGGCUGUGCCAGUAACAUAUAUUACGUGAAUGAUCGGCUGGAUAAAAGGACAUGGACAUACAUAUUUGGAGCUUGUUGCGCCACAACUGUUUUCAUUCCUUCAUUCCACAACUACCGAAUUUGGUCAUUUUUAGGACUUGGUAUGACCACUUAUACUGCCUGGUACAUGACCAUUGCUUCUAUUCAUCACGGCCAGGUGGAAGGAGUGCAGCACUCUGCUCCGACAAAACUUGUGCUAUAUUUCACGGGCGCAACCAAUAUUCUCUACACCUUCGGUGGCCAUGCUGUCACAGUGGAGAUUAUGCAUGCAAUGUGGAAACCUCAAAAGUUCAAGUAUAUAUAUCUUAUUGCUACACUAUAUGUUUUUACAUUAACCCUGCCCUCGGCCUCAGCCGUGUACUGGGCGUUCGGCGAUCAACUUCUCAACCACUCGAAUGCUUUUUCUCUCCUUCCAAAGAAUGCUUGGCGCGAUGCUGCCGUCAUCCUUAUGCUCAUUCAUCAGUUUAUUACAUUUGGAUUCGCUUGCACGCCAUUGUAUUUUGUAUGGGAAAAGGUAAUUGGAAUGCACGACACAAAAAGCAUGUGUUUAAGGGCAUUGGUUAGGCUGCCUGUGGUCAUACCGAUAUGGUUUCUCGCGAUUAUUUUCCCAUUUUUCGGUCCAAUUAACUCUGCAGUCGGUGCACUUUUGGUUAGUUUCACAGUUUACAUUGUUCCUUCUCUAGCUCAUAUCCUCGUCUUCAGGAAAGCUUCUGCUCGAGAGAACGCGGCAGAGAAACCGCCAAAGUUCUUACCAAGCUGGACAGCAAUGUACUGUUUGAACAUAUUCAUAGUUGUAUGGGUUUUUGUUGUGGGAUUCGGGUUCGGAGGUUGGGCUAGUAUGACGAACUUCGUGAGACAAGUUGAUACAUUCGGACUCUUCGCAAAGUGUUACCAAUGCAAACCUCCUACUCCUCCAAAGCAUUGAUAACCUAUUAUCAAACUUAUAAACUUAUAUUUAUUUUUGUCACAUUUUGUGUAUGAUCAUAGGAGGGGGUCUUGAAAAUCGUUCGAUCCCUCUACAUGCUCGAUGUGUGUUGGAUUUCCUUUUCUUUUUCUUUUUAAUCUAUAGUUUUGAUUUUUUUUUUUUUUAUAAUGGUAAAUUAAUUAGUAGAUUAAAUUAUAAGAUAGCGUGUUGUUGGAUUCCUUUGCAAUUAAUCAAAGCAUAUAUUGGAGGCUACUUAAAUUAAUUAUAUAUAUGAUUGAAUAGAGAGUACUUUUACUCA